GUGUCAGGAGGAGCGAGCGGGCGGCGGGGAGGGCGCCGGUGCCGCGGCUAUCGCGAGAGGGAGGCGCCGCUGGGAGAGGAGAGAGGGCGGCGGGGGGAGCCCCAGAGCCGGGAGCCCGGCGCAGCCGUAACGGCUCCUCAGUUUCCCAUCAUGGCGGGGGCCGGCGCCAGCGGCCGGGAUAAGCGGGAGACGGCGGCGCGGCUGAAGACGGUGCUGGGCGGCGAAAGCGGCGCGGCGGCGGCGGCUGAGCUGCGGGCGCUGCUAGAGCGGGUGCUGGCCCCGGCGGCGGGCCCGGGCGGCGGCGGCGGCGAGGCGGCGGCCGAGGCGCUGGAGUGGUGCCGCUGCCUGCUGUCGGGCGGGGAGCCCUGGGACAGCUUCGUGCAAGCCGUGCGGGCCUACGACCCGGCCACGCUGUGCGGCCUGGUGUGGACGGCCAACUUCGUGGCCUACCGGUGCCGGACGUGCGGGAUCUCACCCUGCAUGAGCCUGUGCGCCGAGUGCUUCCACCAGGGCGAGCACGCCGGGCACGACUACAACAUGUUCCGGAGCCAGGCGGGGGGCGCCUGCGAUUGCGGCGACAGCAACGUCAUGCGGGAAGCCGGGUUUUGUAAAAGACACCGGAUUAAGUCAAAUUCAAAUGUUCCAUGUGUCCCGAAAGACUUGUUGAUGAUGUCAGAAUUAGUUCUUCCACAGUUCAUCUUUAGUCUUAUUCAGCACUUAAGAGAGGGGUAUAAUGAGCCUGCUCUUGAUGUGCCAUCAGAGAAAGACCUUCAUAAAAUCCUCCAGGUUUUGGAGCCUCACGUUUCAUUUCUAGAAGACUUGACCAAAAUGGGAGGAGCAAUGCGAUCAGUUCUUACCCAGGUUUUGACUAGCCAACAGUUCUACAAAGAUCUUAGCUCUGGUGUUGGAGAGAAUGCAUGUGCAAAGAAAAGUCAUGAGAAGUACCUCAUUGCUUUGAAAGGCUCUGGUCUGGCAUUUCCUGAGGAUAAAAUUGCAUGUGGUAUGCAGGAACAAGGAGCUGGAACUAGCACAUUAGCAGUUCAAGGUUUAGCAGGUGCUACAGCAACAUCAGGACAAGGGGAUUCUUCAGAUGAGGAGGACCAGGAUGGUAGCCAAGGUGUGGGCAAGCGCAAGAGAGUGAAACUAAGCAGCACCACCAAAGAUCAAUCUAUCAUGGAUGUUUUGAAGCAUAAAUGUUUUUUAGAAGAAUUAUUAUUUUGGACAAUAAAAUAUGAGUUUCCACAGAAGAUGGUGACUUUCUUACUCAACAUGCUACCAGAUCAAGAUUAUAAGAUUGCUUUUACAAAAACUUUUGUUCAGCAUUAUGCUUUUAUUAUGAAAACACUGAAGAAAAGCCAUGAAUCAGACACAAUGUCUAAUAGAAUUGUGCAUAUCAGUGUUCAGUUGUUCAGCAAUGAAGAACUAGCACGCCAAGUAACAGAAGAAUGUCAGCUGCUGGAUAUUAUGGUCACUGUUCUGUUAUAUAUGAUGGAAAGUUGCCUUAUUAAAAGUGAAUUGCAAGAUGAAGAAAAUAGUUUACAUGUUGUGGUGAAUUGUGGGGAAGCACUACUGAAGAAUAAUACUUACUGGCCCCUGGUUAGUGAUUUUAUAAACAUACUUUCACACCAAAGUGUGGCGAAGAAAUUUUUGGAAGAUCAUGGUCUUUUGGUAACAUGGAUGAAUUUUGUAUCAUUCUUUCAAGGUAUGAACUUAAAUAAACGAGAACUAAAUGAGCAUGUGGAGUUUGAAUCACAGACAUACUACGCUGCCUUUGCUGCUGAGCUGGAAGCCUGUGCCCAGCCAAUGUGGGGUCUUCUAUCACACUGCAAAGUUAGGGAAACACAGGAAUACACACGAAACGUUGUCAGAUACUGCCUUGAAGCGCUUCAGGACUGGUUUGAUGCUAUCAACUUUGUAGAUGAGCCAGCUCCUAACCAAGUUACUUUUCAUUUGCCACUGCACCGUUACUUUGCCAUGUUUUUAAGUAAGGCUGUCAAAUGCCAAGAACUAGAUCUUGAUACUAUCUUGCCAGAUCAGGAGAUGCUGAUGAAAUUAAUGAUUCACCCACUUCAGAUUCAGGCAAGUCUUUCUGAAAUUCACAGCAACAUGUGGGUUAGAAAUGGUCUACAAAUUAAAGGACAGGCCAUGACUUACGUGCAAUCUCAUUUCUGCAAUUCAAUGAUUGAUCCUGACAUUUAUCUGCUGCAAGUCUGUGCAUCUAGGCUGGACCCGGAUUAUUUUAUUUCAUCUGUUUUUGAAAGAUUUAAGGUGGUAGAUCUGUUAACAAUGGCAUCACAGCAUCAAAAUACAGUUCUUGAUUCAGAGCAUGAAAGGUCGAUGUUGGAAGGAGCUUUAACGUUUUUGGUCCUUCUUUUAAGUCUUCGUUUACAUUUAGGAAUGACAGAUGAUGAGAUCCUCAGAGCAGAGAUGGUAGCCCAGCUCUGUAUGAAUGACAGGACACACAGUUCAUUAUUGGAUCUCAUUCCAGAAAACCCCAAUCCUAAAAGUGGUAUUAUUCCAGGAAGCUUAAGCUUUGAAUCAGUCUUGUCAGCAGUUGCUGAUUUUAAAGCUCCUGUUUUUGAACCUGGAGGUUCCAUGCAACAAGGAAUGUAUACACCUAAAGCUGAAGUCUGGGAUAAGGAAUUUGAUCCUGUCAUGGUAAUACUUCGAACAGUUUACCGUAGAGAUGUGCAGUCUGCAAUGGACAGAUAUACAGCAUUUUUAAAGCAAAGUGGUAAGUUCCCUGGGAACCCAUGGCCUCCUUACAAGAAGAGAACACCACUACACCCAAGUUACAAAGGUCUCAUAAAGCUUUUACACUGUAAAACCUUGCACAUCGUGCUGUUCACACUUCUUUACAAGAUAUUAAUGGAUCAUCAGAAUUUAUCAGAACACGUGCUUUGUAUGGUUUUGUAUUUGAUUGAGCUGGGGUUGGAAAAUUCUCCAGAACAAGAGUCAGAUGAAGAGGAAUCUGCCGGUGGACAGGAGCGGUGCCAUGAUAGCUGGUUUCCAGGUAGUAACUUGGUUUCUAACAUGCGUCACUUCAUUAACUAUGUCAGAGUAAGAGCACCAGAAACUGCUCCAGAGGUGAAGAGGGAACCACCUGCAAGUACAAGUUCUGAUGGUUUAGCUUCAUCACAAAGUUCAAGGCGGAAGAGCCUCCAGAGAGAGAACUCGGGGACAGCUCAAGUGUUCAGUUUGGUCGCAGAACGUAGGAAGAAAUUUCAGGAGAUCAUCAAUCGGAACACCAGUGAGGCAAAUCAAGUGGUUCGGCCCAAAACGUCAAUGAAAUGGUCAGCACCCGGUGCAACUCCACAGUUAACCACAGCCAUUCUAGAAGUCAAGGAAAGUAUACUGUCCUUGCUGAUUAAAUUGCAUCACAAACUCUCAGGAAAGCAAAACUCUUACUAUCCUCCAUGGUUGGAUGAUGUGGAUGUUUUAAUCCACCCUGAAAUUCCAAGAUACUCUCACGGUGAUGGAAUGACAGCAGUAGAAAGAAUUUUGUUGAAAGCUGCUGUACAGAGCAGAUUGAAUAAACGUAUAAUUGAAGAGAUAUGCAGAAAAGUGACACCUCCUGUACCACCGAAAAAGAUUAGUUCUGCAGAGAAGAAAACUUUGGAUAAGGAAGAAAGACGACAGAAGGCCAGAGAAAGGCAACAGAAAUUGUUGGCUGAAUUUGCCUCAAGGCAGAAAAGCUUCAUGGAAACUGCCAUGGAUGUUGAAUCGCCAGAUGCUGAUAUUGCCAUGGAGGUAGCUACAUCAGAACAGCAUGUUUCUGAGGCAAUAUAUGAUUGUGUUAUUUGUGGACAAAGUGGCCCUUCUACUGAAGACAGACCUACAGGGCUAGUUGUACUAUUACAAGCAUCCUCAGUGUUGGGACAGUGCCGCAAUAGCACUGAGCCAAAGAGACUACCAACUACUGAAGAGGAGCAAAUAUACCCUAGGGAUACCUGUGCAACACUGCAUGAUGUACGGCUUACAACUUUACAGCGAUACUUUAAAGAUAGUUCCUGCCUGCAAGCAGUGUCAAUAGGCUGGGAAGGAGGUGUUUAUGUACAAACUUGUGGUCACACUUUACACAUAGAUUGUCACAAAUCUUACAUGGAGUCUUUACGGAAUGACCAGGUCCUCCAGGGUUUUUCAGUGGACAAAGGAGAAUUUACCUGUCCCCUCUGUAGGCAAUUUGCUAACAGUGUUCUUCCUUGUUAUCCUGGAAACAACGUGGAAAGAAGCCUUUGGCAAAGUCAUAGUAACAAGUGUAUGCGAGAUCUUGUACAAGAGGUGGAAGAUCUUCAAGAACAGCUGGGAACUUUCCCAGUAAGCAUCAGUUCUGAAACCAAUCUCAGUAAAGAAAUGGAAUCUGUAAUGAAAGAUAUAAAAAGUACCACACAGAAGAAGUAUACAGAUUAUAGUAAGACUCCUGGAUCACCUGACAAUGAUUUUCUGUUUAUGUAUUCAGUAGCCAGAACAAACUUGGAACUUGAGCUGGUCCAUCGAGGAGGCAAUUUAUGUUCAGGAGGUGCAAGCACAGCUGGGAAAAGGUCAUGUUUAAAUCAGCUGUUCCACGUGUUGGCCAUGCACAUGCGCCUCUACAGUAUAGAUUCUGCAUACAAUCCCUGGAGAAAACUAACCCAGCCGAUGCAGGAUAAGAAUUCAGAGCAAGUAUUUUUAUUUACCAGAUACCAAUUUUGCCUUGUGCCAGAGACAUCCCUACAGAGGGGCUUUGGGCUGGUAAGUGAAGAGCUGCCAGAAGUUCCUGUGCUUUACAGAGAUGUCUCAUCCCUUUUGCUUAUCCAGAUUUUAACAAUGCCUCAACCAUUGCACAAAGAACACUUCACCUGCAUUAUAAAAGUGCUGUUCACUUUACUGUAUACUCAAGCUUUGGCAGCACUUUCCGUUAAAUGCAGUCAUGAGGAUAGAAUGGCAUGGAAAGAGUCAGGAGCUCUCAAAAAGAAUACGCCCAGUGGAGAGAAAUCUUGGGAGGUAUUGCUGGGUCAUGUGAUCAGUGAGCUGUCUAAGGGGAAGAUAUACGAAGAAGGAGAGACUGAAGAAAUAACAGUGGUAAAUCCCGAUUCCGUAGAGUGCUAUCUGCAACAGUUCUGCCUGCCAUUCCUCAGGAUCACAAGCCUUCUUCAACACCAUCUUUUUGGAGGGGAUUUACCUAGUUGCCAGGAAGAUGAAGAAUUCACAGUUCUCGCAAGCUGCCUGGGUCUAUUGCCAUCUUUUCAGUCAGCUCAUCAGUUCACCAGUGCCUCUUGUCUUGACUGGCCUGUGCCAGCAUUUGACAUGGUAUCACAGUGGUGCUCAGAAUUGGCUUCAUUUGCAGAUAGACAUCCAGAUCAAGUAAAGGCUUUGCUUAUCCAGGAACCUAAGUGGGACUUGCCACGCCUCCUUCAGCUGCCUGAGAAUUAUAAUACCAUUUUUCAGUAUUAUCACAGAAAGACUUGUACUGUUUGUACCAAGGUUCCUAAAGAUCCUGCUGUUUGUCUAGUUUGUGGUACUUUUGUAUGCUUGAAAGGACUGUGCUGCAAACAACAGAGUUACUGUGAAUGUGUACUGCAUUCUCAAAACUGUGGAGCUGGGACAGGAAUAUUUCUUUUGAUUAAUGCAUCUGUAAUCAUCAUCAUACGAGGCCAUCGUUUCUGCCUUUGGGGUUCUGUUUAUCUAGAUGCACAUGGUGAAGAAGACAGAGAUCUUAGGCGUGGUAAACCUCUCUACAUAUGCAAGGAAAGAUACAAAGUGCUUGAGCAGCAGUGGGUGUCUCAUACCUUUGAUCAUAUCAAUAAAAGAUGGGGGCCACAUUAUAAUGGCUUGUAAAUCGUCAUCAUCAUCUACACACCAUAUCAUUGUUACCACGAAUGAAUGCAUCUUGACUGACAAUAGCUUUAACUGAAUGGGAAUUUAGUUCUUUGGCUUGGGGUGGAGCGGGGUAUGGGCAUAAAAGGGAAAUGGAACUUUGUCAACAUGUGAAUUUUUUGCAAAAUUAGCUGCUGUUGCUACUAAACAAUGAUACUAUAAUUUGAAAUUAAAUUCUCAAAAUGGUGUGAGCAAUCUGAUUGCACUCAGUAGUCCAUUUUUCUUUUGUUUUUUAAAGCCCAUUAUUGUUAAGAAGCACAAAUUUUACUUAGUUGUUUAGAAGCUCCAGUUAUAGCUGUCAGGUUUUUAUUUUUCUCUGCAUGGAGUUGAGUUUUUAGCAAUUUUUGCUGAAACAGUGUAUAUGUCUAUUACACCUACUAAAUAUGUUGGAUAAAAUUUCUCUGCCUUUUUUUGUGUUGGUUUGAGGUUUUUGCUUGAUACGCGUUUGUAAUUAGACAGGAUUUGUAAAACAAUUGUGAGACUGCAUGGUAACAAUUGGUCUGAAAGUUGAAUUUUAAAGAGUAUUUCACUUAUCGUGAGAGGUCUAUUGAAAUAUUUCAGGCAUUACUGAAAACUUACGCAUUCUCAGGAAUUUUAAUUUUUUUUCUCCAUAAAUAAGUGAAAUAGCUGUAAAUUAGGUAUCUUAUUUCUAUUAAUGUAAUCCAGAACACAUAUUAUUCUUCUUUUUUCUUUUCCAGAAAGGAGAUUUUUUUUUCCAUAUCAAUCGAAUAAAAUGUUAGAGAUAACACAUACAGAAAUUGCUGUAUAUAGAGAAUUUGUAUGGCACCCAACAUAGCAGAUCCCAGUUACAAGCAUAACAACCAUAAGCCUGCCGGUCAUUUCAAACCAGAUGUAUGUUUCAGAAUGAUUGGAUUGGAAAUGUGCAGGCUAUUCUGCAAAUAAAACAUAAUUUUGUAUCUUUCCUGUCGUUUCAGGAGGUUCCUCUAUAUUGUAUUUGUUUAGAGUAAUCACUGUUCUUUCUGCCUGGUUUUCUAAAUAGGAAAAAAACCAAAACAAAGAUAGCCUAGAUGAACAACCAAUGCAUGUGCAGCCUCACUGGAUGAAUGCCAAAACAGCUUAUGUUUAGAGGGCUAAAAAUUAAUGAGAACAGACAUGACUGGGCUAAACCCCACAGUGUAAGUAGGUAGGAAAGAUUGUAGUUAAAAUACUGGUAUGUAAUAUAUUGCUACUAAUGUUUGUCACAAGUGUUGGACAUUUGUUGGCUAUUUCAUACAGUACUACCAAGCAGUUCCUGGUAGUUUUGACUUUCAUAGCUUGCGUGUAAUAUAAAAUUUAUAUGUGUAAAAUAAAAACAUCUUAUGAUAAAAUCACAUAUACAAUGAAAACAGUUCCCUUGUGGAAGUCAUUAUCUAAUGAAAAGUGUAUAGGGGAAAUAAAAUGACUGUAUAGCAGUCAAGGAGAACGGACAGAAGGAAAAGUAAGUAAAUACAAUGACUUUUUCUGGAUACCUGCAGUUCAAAAAAACCCACAAUAAAGGAUGCUGGUUUUUAUACAUAUAAAUAUAUAUAUAUUUCAAAAGCAUUACAGUACUUCCUGUAAGAUUAGAAUUACUGUUUCACCAACUAAAUGAUAAUGUCUUUUCCAAAAUAUUACUUUUUUGAUACUGUAUUAUAAGUUCUGCCUGUAAUAUUUUUGCAUUGCUCAUUAUGAAUAUCAGGCCAUUUUGUAAGUGUGGUUAAAGAGCAAAAAGAUUCUUUACAUCUCCAGCAUAAUAUUAUUACAGGGCUCAUGAACUUGAGUAAUCUGUAGUUUGAAGCUCCAAUGCUAUAUUUACAAGAGAUAUGUAUCCAGAAUUUGAUUACUGUGUUUUAUUUAAAAUGGAAUGUUCUCUGGUUGUGCAUAUGGAUGUGAAGUAAAACUAUUAGCCUUAACUUUAACAUUUGGGUAUUUCAUAGUGUUUAUUUUAGUACUGGUGAAUUAGUCACCAGUCAGUUUAAAAACGACAACAACAACAACAAAAAUCACUUGGUUGAAAAAUUGUACUUGAAUAUCCUUGCAUGCUGCUAAACGAGAAUUUUUAUUUCCCCCAUAACUUUUUUAAUCCUACUUUAUUAAGCUAACCUUGAAAAAUAACAGGUCCAAACUAGAGUGGUGUGUGCGUGUAUUACUCAAAUAUUCUGGUGUGAUAUCCUGUAUGAAUGAUCAUUUAAGUACAGUACAUUACUGUAGAAUCUAAAUCAAUCUUUAUAACACAUCAGAAGAGUAUAAAACUAGGAAUACAGUAAUCGACAUUGUAAGAUAUGUUAAUAAAAGUCUACUGUCAA
Molecule: messenger RNA, 8141 nt
Organism: Falco peregrinus (peregrine falcon)
Lineage: Eukaryota; Metazoa; Chordata; Aves; Falconiformes; Falconidae
Gene: UBR3
Product: ubiquitin protein ligase E3 component n-recognin 3
Exons: 40
Coding region: 151-5817 (1888 amino acids)
Biological process (GO): ubiquitin-dependent protein catabolic process via the N-end rule pathway; protein ubiquitination
Cellular component (GO): cytoplasm; ubiquitin ligase complex
Molecular function (GO): ubiquitin protein ligase activity; zinc ion binding
Source: RefSeq, a predicted model, not a curated record